Molecule: messenger RNA, 5943 nt
Organism: Procambarus clarkii (red swamp crayfish)
Lineage: Eukaryota; Metazoa; Arthropoda; Malacostraca; Decapoda; Cambaridae
Source: RefSeq, a predicted model, not a curated record
UGACGAGUGCCGGAGAUGAAGAGCAACAUCCCAGAUGAUGCCUGGUGGCACCUCCAGCCCUGUCUGUACCUGGGCACGUCGCCCCCUCCAACACUGCCUCUGCCCUUCCUCACCAACCCUCUCCCCUGGCUCCACCCGCGCAGGCAUACCUACGCCACACACAGGAACAGUGAGAAGCGGAAGGAGAAGUCUCGGGAUGCAGCAAGAUGUCGACGCGGGAAGGAGAGCGAGAUCUUCACGGAGCUGGCCAGCGCCCUCCCACUCCCGCCCCAGACGGUCGCCCAGCUGGACAAGGCCUCCGUCAUGAGGCUCACCCUGGCCUUCCUCAAGACCCGCGCCCUCUGUCAGGCAGGGUUCAGCAAGACGGGUGAGGGCGGAGGCAGCAAGCUGGAUAUCGAGAUGGACGGACUGCUGCUCAAGGCGCUGGACGGGUUCCUCCUCGUCCUCUCCACCGACGGCGACAUUGUCUUCACCUCCGAGAACAUUGUGGCCUUCCUCGGCCUGCCUCAGGUGGACGUGAUGGGCCAGUCACUGUACGAGUACACACAUCCCUGCGACCACGAGGAGGUGCGGGAGCUCAUGUCUGUCAAGGAGCACCACGAACCUCGUCACGCCUUCCUUAGGCUCAAGUGUACUCUUACUGCCAAGGGUCGCUCCGUCAACCUCAAGAGUGCCUCCUACAAGGUGGUGCAGGUGAGCGGGGAGCUAGUGGGAGGAGAGGAGCAGGCAUGGCUGGUGGCUCUGGGCACUCCUGUACCUCACCCAUCCAACAUAGAGUUCCCGCUGGACAAGCAAACAUUCGUCAGCAAGCACUCCCUCGACAUGAAGUUUACCUACGUCGAUGACAACGUGGGAGAGUACUGCGGGUACACAACGGAGGAGCUGAUGGGCCGCUCCCUCUACGAGAUGCACCACGCCCUCGACUCUGACCUGGUCAAGGACGCGUACAAAACAUUGAGAAGCAAAGGCCAGGUGGAGACCGGCCGCUACAGGUUCCUGGCCCGGGCCGGCGGCUACGUCUGGCUUGUCACUCAGGCCACACUCAUCCACGGACCCAAGGACAAUAAGCCCCAGUACGUCGUGUGUCUCAACUACGUCGUCAGUGGUGUAGAGUCUGCUGGUGAAAUUCUGUCAGAGCUGCAACUGUUGUGUAAUAGCAGCAGUAACAUUGACACUAAACACGACGAUGGCAGCAGCACCACUAAUAACAACAACAGCAGCAGCAGCAGCAGCAGCAGUGUUUCCAACAAGCCAGCUGCACCUGCAGCAGUUGCUGCUCCUCUAGUGUUGAACACCACACCAGCCGUACCACUUCCCAAGCUGGACACACAACCGAAGGUUGAGGAACGAAAGAGUAGCACAGGUGUAAGAGUGAACCCAGCACCACCUCCAGUUGCAGCCACCUUCAAGAUCUUUACUCCUCGUACAGAUGACAUGACCAAAGGAUACCUUAUGUUCUCUGAUAAUGACCCACAUUACACAGUGCUGAAAGAAGAGCCCGAGGACCUCACCCACUUGGCACCCUCAGUUGGUGAUACAUGUGUGCCUCUUCUAGAGGUUCCUUCCCUAAUUCCCGACCACGACCACACCUGUAUGCUACAGGAGGUCUCUACACUAAUCCCUGAACUGGACGAUAUGUUCACCCUUGACUAUCACAUGCCCAUUACUAGUUCUGAUGUAUUAAUCACAACAAGUCCUGAUAGCAGUGAAGAUCGAGAAGAAGCUCAAAAAUACCUGUAUGAUGAAAGUAAACUAAUCAGUGGUAUCAAGUGCAUGAACAGUUUAAGUGGAGGAAAGAUACUGAUAGACAAGAGUGGUUGCUGUACGCCAUCGUCGGACUGUGGAGUGAGCUCCCCAGAACCCCCAAAACCUCUUCUAAGUCAAGCUGCAUUAUCCCCAAUACGGGAAAGGAAACAAAAUACGGUUUUGUGUGGGGGCAGCCAUCCCAGAACAUCAACAGAGAGCCUCUUCACACACUUGGAUGAGAUCCGCACACCGGGCUCAUCAGAGUCAUUUGGCAAACUGGAUCUCAAACUUGAAGAACGGAACAUGGACUCAGAUGAGUUUGAGAUGAGAGCUCCAUACAUUCCUCUCAGUAAUGAGAUGUUGAUGCUGAGCCCUGAUGACUUUCUGUGGGGAGCAGAGCCUGAGCCACUUAUAUCGCCGAAACACUCUGCAUCAUCCAGCCGAGAUGCAAAAUGUUGUCAUAGUAUUAUUGACAAGGAUGAUUCCAACUUGGCUCAGCUCCUGCGUGACACAGAUCCUCACAUAACUGGUAGUGGCCCAGGAAGGAACUUGCACAUCGAGAAUUCCACAGGUACUCGAAGUCAGUACCAGCAGAGUAAAUUUCUCGAUGGUGGAGGGAAUUUUGUAGAUCCAAACAAAGUUCUACCAGGACACUCGGGAAGUAAAGAUGAUUUGGAAGGAUCACCAGGUAGUACAUUACUAGUUGAUCCGCCACCUGUGAUGGUGCAAGAGACUGUUGACCCCCCACCUCCAUUACUUACUGUUGAUACUCACCUUGUAACUUUACCCGUCAAACGGGGACACUCCCCAAAUUCAUCUCCCCUCCUCAAUCAUAAGAAACUGUGUUCACCCUUGUGCCAGCGACAGCAUCCGACCUCGCAACACCAUCCUCAAGAUGGAGCUGUGCCUCGCCAACUACAACCUGGAGGCGUGCGCCUCCUAGAAACGCCCAAUGCUCCAACUAUGCAACAAUUAUUGAUUAGCAAGGAGCCAAUCACAGUUCGAGGAGGACGUCCAGGCGGAGGCAUUUCAGCCUCCCAGAAUUUCAUCACAAAUAAGAGUCAUUCAGUACUUCGCAAUCUUCUGGUGAGUGGACGCGAUGAGACUGCUGGCUACUCUGUGUCAGCUCCAACAAGCCCUGCUGGCACAUCUUCUGGAAACUCCACUACAUCCCCUAGCCCUCAUCCAUUGAGUGAUGAGGCCAUGGGGGGAAAGAAUGUGAAUGGCGAUGGCAGUAUAGUCAUUGGAGAACCCCAAGCAGGCAGCAGUGGCCUUGCUUCUGCAACAUUACGCAUCCCUAGGGACAAGAUGACUAUGUUGUUAGCUGGUAAUGGGGGAAUAAAUGCUGAUGGCCAGUUGAUGUGCUCCAAACUGAGAUUAGUGACUGGAAACCACAGUGCCCUCAUGCAAGCUGGCCAUUUUGCAUUCAAACUGGCUACUAACCCAAAUGGGCAGUCUGGCCAAGGCUUGGUGAGGCGAGGACGGCGACAGGACCCACUUUUGCUGAUGGAUCCCGAGACUACUAUUCCCAACCUGCUGGAUCUGACACAGCAAGACUAUGAGUGGUAGGAUCAGCAGAAGCUUGCCAAAAUUGGUUGGAGAUGGAUCUACAGGAGUCAUUCUGAUGCACGGCAAGAAACUUACUUUGUUACAGAUGCAUAAUAUAUUUAAAAGCUGUUUUAUGGUAAAGAGUUUUGUAUCUAAAUUUUGGCUUUAUAUCUCUUGUCUUAACUGUUUGACAGCAUACAUUAUGCUGGAAAGUCUUUUUAGUAAUGCAAACGAUCACUGGAACCUUAACUCUUGGCAUUAAUGUGCUAUACAGUAGUUGCAUUCCAAUAACUUGAACUGUUGUAUUUUCUGGCUCCCAAUAAUUUUGUUUUAAUUAAACUGCAAAGAUGAACAUGUUAAUGUUCCAGAUGAUAAUGACAAUUUUAAUCUACAUCAGUCAGAAACAUGACAUUUCAAAUUAUUAAAUUUUUUACCGGGAUAUGUAUGCCUAAAGAACUGUAGGGAGAGAGAGACUCCAGUAUGUAAUGCAACUAUGAGGGAAGAAAAUUACUUAAAUGAUGAUAAAGUCAAGAAAGAGAAUGGCAAAAAAAAUGGAAGGAUAUUUUGUUUGGCAUUCAUAAUGAGAAAAAUUCAACUGCAACACCCCCAUCAGGUGUAUGCAGUCUCUCAUACCACGUAAUGAGAACAGCAAACAUGAGGUAUUACUGGAUUACUUAUCAGAUGUGUUAGCUUCCUUCAGGAUCGAUACAUUUUAUCAAUCGAUCUUUGUGAAUGGCAACACCAUGUAAUGCUGAGUUGAGCGAGAGAUUUUACGAGGCACCUGUCGUCUCAUUAUGCAAUGUUCUACAUGCAAAAAUUCCCCAGAUGUGACAAUGAGGAAAUGAAUUUGGAAUGUGAAAAUUUAAUUGACAACAUGAGUGGCAGACUGUAUUACAGAUGUAGAUAGAUGGGUCUUUUAGAAAGUCUAUUUUUGUGUGCAUAUUAUUUGUCAUCCUAGAUUUCACAGGUAUUUUACGACAAAGCAAAAUACCAACUGUUCACAUUACAUGGAAUUGAAGAGACCGUACAGUAUUGAUAAUCUUAUCUUUGCUGCAAAGGUCAAUAUCAAUUAUAAUGAAUACUAAAGAGAUAGAAUACAUGUAUUAUAAAAUAAUAUUCUAGAGUUUUGUUAUUAGAGAUUAGUUCAACAUUAUGCAAAUUCUUCCGGUGAUUGAAAAAUACAUAUAUAAAAUCAUUAAACAUAUAUAUGAACUAGUAUGACAAAUUCAGCAUGUAACUUAAGGAAUUCUUUCUGGUGGGUUCCCAUGACGGUUUCCCGAGCUACCUACCUUGUUAGCCCGGGAAGCCAGCGACGGGACCCACCUAGAAAGAGAUACAGUAUAUAGUAUAUUGUCUGCUACUGUGGCUUUCGAUUCUGAAAGCCUUACCAAACUGAAUAGCAUUGUACAUUAACUUACCCUUUUGUUGGUCAACAUGUUAACUAUUUCCAUGUUGAUAAGGUGGAUGAGAAUAGAAAUAUGUUGGAUUUUUAGCAUAGGAAGAGUGCGAGUGGUGGCAACACUGACGUAAAUGACUUUGUCACAUGCUUGUUUUAGGGGUUAGAGUAGUGUAUUUAGGCUCAAUUUCUUCUUUCAUCUCUGAUAUAUUUAGCAAAUCAAUUUAAAAUGUUAUUGAAACUAUAAAAGUAAAAAUUAAUUACAGAUAAUUAUUUAUACUUUAUUAUAUAAUGAAUAGUGUGCAUUAUUUGGUCUACUGAGAAGAGAAUAUCGUGUAGCGCAUUAAACAUUCCCUAAGCAACUUCCAUAACGCAUCUAUAUUUGAGAUGAAUGAAUGAUUUCACUAAUUAGCAAUUAGUUCUAGAUAGGAUAUGGCUCAGAGUUUGUCAGUGGAUAGUUGGAGUUGUGCAGAAUAAUGUAAAAUCUUUUGUGUUUUGCUCCCUGUCAUCCAAUAAGAGCUUACUAUUUUAGUAAUUACAAUAGAAAAAUGUGUAGAUUUACCAUGUAAUGCAAAACAAUUUCUAAGAAAAUGCAGCAGGUACAAGGAAUCUUCAACCAAGAGUCUUUGUUCUCUCUUUAGAUAAUUCUAAUAAUAAUUCUUUGCAUAAUUUUGAUGCAGCAGUGGUUACCAACAAAGAUUUCUAAAAUAGAAUUUUGAUUCUUCAGGAAGUCAGAUAAUUAUACUCUCAAAAAUACUGUAUUACACUUAUAUUAUAGCAUAUAUUAAUUCAGUUUCCUGCUGCAUUAAAAACUGUAGGAUUCAAUUCAUCAUAUUCUAUAUUACUACAAAAUUCCUGUACCAUCCACCCCAUUGUACUUACACCAAUCAGUCCAUCAUGUACCACAUUACACCACCAUCAAUCAGUCCAUCAUGUACCACAUUACACCACCACCAAUCAGUGCAUCAUGUACCACAUUACACCACCACCAAUCAGUCCAUCAUGUACCACAUUACACCACCACCAAUCAGUCCAUCAUGUACCACAUUACACCACCACCAAUCAGUGCAUCAUGUACCACAUUACACCACCAUCAAUCAGUCCAUCAUGUACCACAUUACACCACCACCAAUCAGUCCAUCAUGUACCACAUUACACCACCAUCAAUCAGUCCAUCAUGUACCACAUUACACCACCACCAAUCAGUCCAUCAUGUACCACAUUACACCACCAUCAAUCAGUCCAUCAUGUAC